AUGAAAAAUGUUACUAAUGUUACUACACCAACAUGUUACAUAGAAUGUAUUUGUGAUCAUCGAAUUAAGCUAUAUUAUCAAAGCAAUGCAUUUCAACUUUCAAAUUUAGCUAAACAUUUUAAAAACAUCAAAAAUGUAUUAAAAGCUGUUAAAAAUAACAAGAAUCAUGUGCUUGAUACUCCAGAAGAUUCCAAUCAAAUGAUUAUAGAUGACGAAGAUUUAGAAACUGAAAAUCAUAUUUCGUUCAGUAACAAUAAUCAAAAUGAAUCUAUCCAUAAUAAUACAGAUGCUAGUUUCGACUCAGCAUCAACAACAAAUAAGAAAACAACUAGCUAUCGUCAACGAAAAUCAUCUCAUAUUAUUGAUUCUGACUCUAAUGAAAGUAGUAGUACAUUAGCCAAAUCAUUAAAUCAUAGUAAUUUCAAACGACCAUCUUCUCAUUCUAUGCCAAAACCAGGUGAAACUGAAAGUUCAAUUUUAUUUUCUCAAUCAAAAUCAACAAAGCAAUUAACAACUGAAUCAUCAAGAACAAUAAGUUUACCACCUAAUAAUCGAUCGAUUAAAGCUAUGACAGAACAAAAUAAAAAAAGUAACGCCUAUCCAAAUGCUAAAAAUUAAGCAAAAUUUCGAUUUGAUCAAUCUCAGCUUUAUCUUACUUCAAUAGAUUGCAAAUAUAUUUUUUUAUCUGAAGAUUGUUCAGCAAUUAUUCCUCGAGUAGAAUAUGAUGCAAAUUCUGACUUGUUCAAUGGUUUUGUUACUCCAGUUGUGAAUGGUGUACCAUCCGAAAAUAUUUUCUGUUGUUCAUCAUUUGAAGAAUUUAAAUUUUUAUUUGAAAACACUCCAACAGCUAGUCUUGUUAAUAUUCAUUCAGUUUAA
Rotaria sp. Silwood1 is the source of this 876-nucleotide messenger RNA. NCBI's taxonomy places the organism in Eukaryota, Metazoa, Rotifera, Eurotatoria, Philodinida, Philodinidae. The record is from the annotation of a GenBank genome assembly.